CACAUUUCCUUCCACUAGGAAAUUCAUUAGCGUCUGUUACACCAGGGGGACGUAAACAGAGCUGACCAAAAAAGAGAGAGACAGAGAAAUAUAAAAAUAAGAAAGAAAGAGAUAUUCUCGUGUGAUAUUUACCUGCAGUCAUGGUGUGUAUCCCUUGCAUUGUCAUUCCCGUCCUCCUGUGGGUUUACAAACGCUUCCUGGAGCCCAUCAUCUAUCCCUUCAUCUCUCCCUUCAUCAGCCGGUUCUGGACCAAAACAGCAGUACAGGAGGCGGAAACAACCGACACACAGGGCAAGCAAACAAACCAACCAAGCAAGACUGAAUGCAACGGAAACGCAAACGUGUGUUGUACACCUAACGGGACGACGGCAGUCUCCGACAAAAAGAAGGACUGACAUAACAUGCAGCUGUGUAAACGUCAACCAUGUUUGGCUGUAGAUACUUUUAUUAAAAUCAUGCUUUCUUGAUCUGACAUUGUUACAUAAGCUUAAUUUAGUCCUAUUUAGAAUUUCCUUUUAUAGAUUAAUUGUUAUAUAAUAAUUUAAUAUAUUGAUUUAUUAAGCUGCUUAAUCUCCAUUCCCUGAAGACUUCAGACCAGAUUCAAAUGACUAUUUGAUAUGUUUCCAGAAUGGUUUUGGAGUUAGUCUGUAAAGAGAAAUAAAUAUUUAAAUUUCACAA
Clarias gariepinus (North African catfish) is the source of this 678-nucleotide messenger RNA. It is a transcript of the gene c21h18orf32, whose product is annotated as UPF0729 protein C18orf32 homolog. Gene Ontology annotation, biological process: positive regulation of canonical NF-kappaB signal transduction. Lineage: Eukaryota; Metazoa; Chordata; Actinopteri; Siluriformes; Clariidae. The record is from RefSeq and is a predicted model, not a curated record. The coding region runs from base 141 to 395 and encodes 84 amino acids. The transcript has 3 exons.